This is a messenger RNA of Acipenser ruthenus (sterlet), 2098 nucleotides long. RefSeq names its product spermatogenesis-associated protein 22-like. NCBI's taxonomy places the organism in Eukaryota, Metazoa, Chordata, Actinopteri, Acipenseriformes, Acipenseridae. The transcript is spliced from 8 exons. The record is from RefSeq and is a predicted model, not a curated record. The coding region runs from base 686 to 1783 and encodes 365 amino acids. Gene Ontology annotation, biological process: regulation of meiotic cell cycle; gamete generation; homologous chromosome pairing at meiosis.
CCUGCACACAAAGUAAUACGCCUUCUUGCAACAUUAGCAUUAUGUUCUUUCUUUUUUUUCAUUAAGUUUGGGAGUGAGUCGCCAGCCCUGGGCUUGCAUCAGCUAACCACAAAGAAUAAAUCAGGAGUUUAGUGUGCCAUUUCAAAUCUCAUCAUGGUAUUAAUGCUAAUCCACUGUAAACUUCACGUUUAACACACGCGUGCCAUGAUACACACGUGAUAACAUUUACUGAACUGAAUCUAGACUAUUUUAAAACGCAGUCCAUUUAAAAAAAAACUCAAAUAGUGUACAUUUUCUAUAAUAUGUGCGACCUUGUCUUCCAGUAAAAUAAAAUAAAAUAUAAAUAAAAAAAACACACAUAAGGUCAACAUAAUGUUGUGUUGCAUUUUAUUUUCAAAAGUUACCUACUAAAGUUAAUGUAGGCGAGUCAUAACGCCACACAUGCUUAGUUUGGUGCAAUAAUUUGCACACCUUGUUUGUUCUAAUGGGAUCAUUUUACAACAUUUCGCUGAAUGAAAACUUUAUGACAAUUCAGUCAGAACUGUCGACACGUUUGUAGACGUCAUUGCACGUGCAUUAGUAAUUAUGGAUCUCGUGAGCGUGUGAAGCCUGAGAGUCAUACAUUUGAGUGGUGAGAACGAGUAUAAUCUGUUAAACCACAGAAGAGGCAAGAGUAGGUGAUACAAUGAAGCGAACUUUUAAUGAAAAUCCAACAAGGACAAAGGCAGGCUGCCUUCCUGUACAGUUGUUCAAUCAGAAGAAACGUAACAGACUACCAUUGACGUCAAAUCCUACUGAGAAAGAAUUCCAUUCCAGCAAUGAAUAUUCAUCUGCCCGAGGUUUUGAAUCUUCAUAUAGGCCAUCAGGAUUUUACCAGACACAUGCACCAAGCAAUCAAGUGGGUACUGCACAGGCCAGUCAGUGGGCCAACCAGGGAUAUCAGAGCGUGAAGUCUAAUGCAAGCAGUUCAGGAGGAGGCUUUGCACCAAUGGCACAUCCAAGUAGAGCUAAAAACACUGGAUCAAACAUGGGACAGCAAUCUUUCAGUUCAGGAAAUUGGCAAGAAACCAAACAAAGAAGUUUUCCUUCAACUAGUGGGAACGCUCAGAGCAAAGUCAACACAGCCAGCACUUACAGACAAGCUGACAUCCAAGAAUCUUUUCACAGACAACAAAACCAGUCAGAACCCGUUCACCAGUCACCAAAGCUGCAGUGGCCCAAACCUUCCACAUCAAGCUCUUCAACCACUGGAGUUGAGUCGCAGAGCUCUUCCUGGAAAUUUAAAUCUACUCCUCAGAUCAAUCAGUUUAACAAAGACAGUCAGAGCUGGUUUCCUAACAAUAGCUUUGAUGUGCCUCAGCCAAAGAAACCACCAGUAUUCAAGAUGAAACCUGCAGAAGAAAAAUCUCUGCGUCUUGUGACCACUGUAGUGGCAGGCAUGAAGCACUGGAGCCAGUACAGUGAUCGCGCUCCUUUCCUGUUUGAGGUUUCUGCUACACUAGAUUCAGCUGUUACUACUGGAAGUCAUGGUGCAAAGACAUUUCUUUUAAGAGAUGGAAUGAACGCUGUACAAUGUGUUUUUUAUGAAACUGACCGUGAACUUCCGAGACUAAUCAGAGGCCAGGUUCACAGAUGUGUAGGGAACUAUGAUAAGAAGAGAAACCAGCUAAAAUGUGUCUCAGUCAGGCCAGCAACAACUUUGGAACAAAGAAACUUUCCUGAAUCGGUUAAAGCUUCAGACAUGGAGAUGAGACAGUAUAUAAAAAUGUUGAAUGAAGUUUAACAAAUGACUCUGUAUUCUGUAUAACUGCUAUGAGAAUAUUGACAUAUCAGUUGAUUCUUCACGAAGUAAGAUAGCAAUAAGCAGUGUUGUAAACAGGCAUACCCUAAGACAUUCCAGUUUCAAAAUGUGCAUUUUAGCAUAAUUUUUUUUUGUUAAUUUAAAAUUUAAAAAACACUGAUGCAAAUUGUAAAGCUGCUAUUUUGUGACAUUAAAGGCAUAUUAUAUAUUGUGUUCUACUGUACAUGAACAGUACACAUGUUAAUAUUUAGGUCUGGGAGACAUAUUUAAUUUCCAAUCCAUUUGUUCCCCAACCAA